This is a messenger RNA of Columba livia (rock pigeon), 1796 nucleotides long. RefSeq names its product cystin 1 (gene CYS1). The transcript has 3 exons. Bases 77 to 487 code for a protein of 136 amino acids. The record is from RefSeq and is a predicted model, not a curated record. Lineage: Eukaryota; Metazoa; Chordata; Aves; Columbiformes; Columbidae.
GGAGCGGCGGCGGGGCCUGGGAGCGCGUCCCGCCGCGCCCCCCCGGCACAGCCCCUUGGCGCCGGGAGCGGCGGCCAUGGGCAGCGGCAGCAGCCGGCGGCGGGGCGCGGCGGCGGGGUCGGCCGGGGGCCAAGCGGUGCCCGCGGGCGGAGCGGCGGCGGAGAACCGAGAGCUGCUGGAGAAGGUGCUGGCCGAGUGCGAGGAGGCGGCGGCGCUGCCCGCCCCCGCCCGCCGAGCCCCCGCCGGCAGCGGAGUCUCCCCGCCCCGGGACGCCGGGAGCUGCGGGGACGCGGCGGCGGGAGGCGGCGGCGGGUCCCCCCCCGAGCAGGCGACUUUGUUAACCAGAAGCUCACAAGGCCUAGAGACCACCAACAACCAUCAGUGUCCACAAAGAGAAAGCAAGAAGCCAGCGGGGCAGUCCACAAUCUCAUACGAUUACUCGGAGGAGGAGCUCAUGGCAAGCAUUGAGCGGGAGUACGGCCGCUGAACCCAGCCCCACGCCACAAAACUUCAAGCACGUUCCUGGAAGCCCAGCUGGAGCAAAACUGCUGCUGACAAAGUAACCCUUUGCACAGUGAGACAGGAUGGGAGAGGUGGGUGGUGAAGCGAGGUGAAGCGUGAUAAGCCGUGGGGGUGUUUGUGCAGCACGGGGCAGAAAGCCCUCCUGGCCAGCUCUGAGUGACAGCACGAAGAUCCUCACCGAUUGCUGACUUCUGAUCUGUGCCGCUGGAAGAGGGACCAAUUCAUCUUGCAAAUCAAUAUUUAGAAGCUCAUUUUAAAAUUCCAUUUAAAAUUCCAUUUUAAAUUCAAUUUAAAAAUGAAGAUGUGCUAGAAUUGAAGUGUCAUACUUGAAGAGUUCAGACAUGGUGCUUUGAAGGUUUUUUCUUAGCAGAGAAAAAAAUAGAGUAAAAUAAUUUGAUUCAGAUCUCACUUAAAGGGGUGUUACAUUAAAUUCAUUUUCCUGACACUUAGAACAGGCCAAAUUCACUCCUCGUGCUGUGCAAGCCUCUGAUCCAGGUCUGAGUUUGUCACUGUCUCUUCAAACAUGGUCCUCUCCCCCAUGGGAUGUAAGAUGAAAAGAGGAAUGAGCCCACCAUCCAGUACACAAGCAGCAUCACCCCAGAGUUGAACUCCCACCAUUUAAGCAAACAAGGCUCCUGGGAGCCAUCAGGGAGCACAGGAUUUGCACAAUCCCUUCCGGGUGGGAUCCCAGCACCGAUGUGGUUCCUGGGACUCCUUGGCGUGGAUCCUCCAGUGAAAGCAGGAGGCACGUCCCCGGUGCUGCCUCACUGCGGCCAGCGCUCAUGCGUCUUGAGAGGGACUUGCACACUACUGCAGAGCAGCUCUUUGCAAUCAGCUUUCAGAAUUGUCAGCCCUGGCCUUCUCAUUUAUUUCUUAUAGGUAACCCAGAAGAAAAAUCACUACGCUACUAUUAGCAGACUGCAAAGUAAAAUAGAAAGUUGAAUCUCCAAAGAAAACCCUAUAUUUUCAGUGCUCCCUGGCAGGGAAGCCUGGUAUUUUAGUGUUUCUGUCUUUACCUGCAUCUUAAUGUAUUAUGAGUAGCUGCUUAUUAUCAGAAGUAGAAAAAUACCUUACUUCUGUCUUCAGCUGAAGCAUAAAAGACAUCAGAUGAAAUCUUCACAUAGGCUGUGUAAAUGCAAGAGGAAACAGCGGGACAUAUUUUUAAGAUGAUGUAUUUUAACUUUGUAAUUCAUGGUAUCUGUGAAACAGAAAUAAAUGCAUCUGUACUCUAUGUAGCCCUCAGUAAAGGCAUCAAACAUUGUUUUGGAAAAGGC